Molecule: messenger RNA, 2030 nt
Organism: Oryctolagus cuniculus (rabbit)
Lineage: Eukaryota; Metazoa; Chordata; Mammalia; Lagomorpha; Leporidae
Source: RefSeq, a predicted model, not a curated record
UAGAGCCUUGCGCUGCCGCUGCCGUCAGAAGUGCUCUCUGGGACGGCGCUUGGUGCGGCGCUGAGGUGGUGACCGUGCCUCGUCUUUACGGGGUGACGGUGCCGACUGCUGAGGGGCAUGAAGAGGAGGGUCACUGGUUCGUGUGGCGUGCAGCAGGUGGCUCACUCCAAGGCAGACUGGGCGUGCAGCCUGCUAGGUCCUGGCUGACUGGACUCCCAGCCCUUCUCGGGGGCUGGCUGGGCUCUGCUCGCUCGCGUGCUGCCUCUAGCCAGUCCUUCGUGUCCAGUCCUUCGUGUCCUCUCUCCCUGGAGGUGGUAGAAACGGGGCAGCUUUUCCUGCGUUGCAGCAGACCUGUUGGAUUGUUCCUUCUGAUUCUUUGCUAGCCUGCUUGCUUGUCUUUCUCCAGCCCCUCUCCUCUCGCGUUGCCCGGGGUCAGAGUUCAUGCUGGUGAACGAUGUGUUUUCACUAGGAGGUGGAAGGGCUCACUUGAGCCCGGGAGACGGCGUCCCGGAGGGCGGCGUGAUGGGAGUGAGGGGCAUCGUCCUGGGGCACCACUUCUUGUUCUCUGCUGUUUUCAGAUUUCGUAGAUGGGGCCUCGCUCGUGUUCACAGUGCAGCACUCAGGGUUUGAUUAGCUCAUGGGGUUGCACUGCUGACCAGGUUAUCCAUGUGCUAGGAAAGCCGGAACUGUAUAGACUUUCCGUAGAAAUUGUGUGUGCUCAGAGAACAAAGGCACCGGCAGCCUCAUUACUCACCUUCCGGCUAAAAGGGAAUCGCAAGUAGCUAAACUUUCGAGAUGACCCUGACUGUGAAUUUGGAUGGAGAAGUGAAGUAGCUUUUGUAUUUAAUAAGAAUGUUGCUAGCACAGAUUGUAACAGUAUUUUUCUGUCCUACUUCUUCAGUUUGAGUUUAUUACUCAUUUAUAUUUUGGAGCUAAGAAAACAAAUCGUGUAUCUUGGAUCUCUCAAUAUUCCCUAAGCUAAUUUUGAAAGAAUCUGCCUACCUCAAACUCCAAUUUUUCUAUUUUCUUAGUUUUGUUAAUUUAUAGUCUUCUGAAACUAUCAGUCAGGAAAAAAUAUUUUACCUUCUGGCUAUAUGGAUUCCUACAGACAUCUUUUCAACAGUCUUAUUUUUAAUGUUGAUCAGGUUUUUUAUUUUCAAAAUUCUUAUUUCACCAAGGUAAUUAUUUUAACUUUAAUUUCAAAAUUAGGUUGGUAAAAUGCCAAAGGCAUGACUGAUAGCGAAAGUGGUUUGACAUGAUCUGGGUCAGACUGAGUUCCAGCUUACCGAGUUCUCGAAUUGGCUGUCAGGUCUGUAAACAGAAGUCUGUGGGGUGGACUGAACAGCGGUGGAGGCGGAGGUUAAUGUAUUCAUAGGUUGCUGCGGGCUGCUUUCUCCUCCCUUUCCCUCCCUUCCUUCCCUCCCUGAAUGGAUCUAGGGACACGGACUCGUGGGGGCACGUUCCGGCUGCUUUCAUUCUGCUCAGGACGGUCUGUGUUUCAGAUUGCGGAAGCGUGAGAAGCCUGUAACUGAGAGGCUGGAGCACAUUACAGGAGGAACACGUCCCAGAUUGUGCUUCAGGCGCCGAGGAGAGGAGCACACAGGGCAGUUCAGUCUUGCUUGUGGAUCGCAGCAGACUGCGCCUGAGAGAUGACCCGGGACGCUGUGUGCGCACUCCUGGCUUGAGCUUUCUAGCGGUGGGUGUGUGGUGUUGGAGUGGCAGGCCACGAGGCUCUGAGACUGGCAGGUGCCGUCUGUAUGGAGAAGAGCGGCUGUAGUCCAUUUCCAAUGUGUUGGGCUAAAGAAUAUGACAGAUACCUAGCAUCUAGCAAAACAAUGGCAGCUGCUUACCUCGACCCGAACUUGAAUCACACAGCGAAUCCCAGUGCCAAGACUCACCUGGGUCCUGGCAUGGAGCGCUCCCCUGGUGCCAUGGAGCGAGUGUUGAAAGUCUUUCAUUACUUUGAAAGCAAUAGUGAGCCAACCACCUGGGCCAGUAUUAUCAGGCAUGGAGAUGCGACUGAUGUCAGG